Molecule: messenger RNA, 4890 nt
Organism: Teleopsis dalmanni
Lineage: Eukaryota; Metazoa; Arthropoda; Insecta; Diptera; Diopsidae
Product: peroxidasin
Exons: 9
Coding region: 1-4416 (1471 amino acids)
Biological process (GO): response to oxidative stress
Molecular function (GO): protein binding; peroxidase activity; heme binding
Source: RefSeq, a predicted model, not a curated record
AUGACAAGAACCACAAAUGUUACUCAUACGCUGCGUUAUACUAUGCCAUCAAUUAAAGAUUUGCGUUUCAAUCACUUUGAAGAGUUGCCAGCAAAUGCAUUUGAGGGCCUUUCUCAGGUAGCAACGUUGUUUCUAAAUGAAAAUGAGAUUGCCUUUCUUCAGGAUGGUGCACUAAAUGGACUUGUGGCGAUGCGGUUUCUAUAUUUGAACAAUAAUCGUAUUAGCCGCUUACCCAUGCAUGCCUUUCAACAGUUGAAGCAUUUGGAAGCUAUCUAUUUGCAGAAUAAUGACAUCUGGCAAAUUGAUGUUCAUACAUUCAACAACUUACCCAAUCUAAAUCGCUUAUUCCUAUUUAACAACAAACUGACAAAUAUCCCAGCGGAAGCGUUUUCCAAUUUACCAAGUCUCAAGCGUUUACGGCUUGAUGGCAAUCCAAUCGAUUGCGAUUGCAGCAUUUAUGCACUUUGGCAGUACCAUCGACGUCUUCCUCAACGUCAACAAAUAACAAUCAGUUUAAAUUGUGAAACUCCGGCAGAAUUGUAUGGUCGCGAUUUUUCAAAAUUGCAGGAGGCACAAUUUCAUUGCAAAAAACCAGAAAUUGUCGCUGCACCGCAUGAUAUGCGUCUCAAUGCAGGUGACACAGUUGAAUUACCAUGUCAUAUGACAGGUGACCCAAAACCGGAAAUUAUUUGGAUGCAAAACACAAACGAAAUCUCACGUGAUUUUUCAGCACGAAUGCAAAUACUACCAACAGGAAACCUGAAAAUAAAUUCAGUCAUUCCCAAUGAUAUUGCCAUAUAUGAAUGCAUCGGACGAAAUGAAGUAGGUGAAACCAGAACUCAACCUAUUCGUGUGAUGGUUGAAAAUGACAUUGGCGAUACCAGUGCACAACAUCUAUCAUUGCCCUUGAUACAGAACGAAUUCGAUAUGGAUAAACCUCCGCAUUUUAUUCACUCGCCAAUGGAUCAAAUUGUUGCAUUAAAUGGUGAUGCGGUAAUGCUUGAUUGUGUUGCCACAGGUGUGCCUCAGCCAGAAACGCAGUGGUUUUUUAAUGGACGCCUCAUUGCACACUCGACUGAAACUGUUCGUCUACAAACAAAUGGUAGCUUACAAAUUCUACAACCAACACUAAUGACUGCGGGAACAUAUCGUUGCGAGGCAACUAAUCAUUUGGGCACUGCUCAAACCAGUGCCAAAAUUGAUGUGCGAGAACUUCCUGAAAUAUUGAUUGCACCACAAAAUCAAAUCGUAAAAAUGGGUAAGUCAAUUAUGUUGGAAUGCGAUGCAGACGGUAAUCCUAUACCAACAAUUUCGUGGCAAGUGAACGGUCAGCGUAUUAUUAAAAGCAAACGUGUUUUGCUUGAAAACGAGAAUACCGAGCUUAUUAUCGAACAAGCAACUGAAGAGGAUACAGGCAUAUACACUUGCACAGCAGAAAACGAGAAUGGGAAAUCCACGGCCAAAGCUACAAUCACUGUGGAACGCAUUGACAGUGCGCCCAUACUUUUAAUUGAACCAUUUGAUUUAGAGGCAAUAACUGGUACCACAAUCGAAUUGCCAUGUAAAGCUGAUGAACACGAAGGCAUUCAGCUAACAUGGCGUCGGGAUGGACGACUAAUUGAUCCAAACGUAUUAUUAAAGGAAAAGUAUCAAAUUAGUGGCACAGGCAGCCUUUUCGUUAAAAAUGUUACCAUAUUCGAUGGAGGACGUUAUGAAUGCUCGGUAAAGAAUGAAUUUGGACGUGCAACCGCCUCUGCUUUAAUUACUAUUAAAAAUAAUGAAGAUUUGGCGCCCGGUGAUCGUUAUGUAAGAAUUGCUUUUGCGGAAGCUGCUAAGGAAAUUGAUAUUGCUAUCAACAACACAAUAGAUACUCUUUUUAGCAGCCGUAGUCGUUCUACAUCUCCUCCAAAUUAUAGUGACUUACUACGCGUUUUUCGAUUUCCUACUGGUGAGGCCCGUCAAUUGGCUCGUGCUGCCGAAAUUUAUGAACGUACACUGCAUAACAUACGUAAACAUGUACAUCGCGGCGAUAAUCUAACCGUUGAGAGCGAUAAAUAUGAAUUCAGAGACUUGUUGUCUCGUGAACACUUGCACUUGGUUGCUGAACUAUCAGGUUGCAUGGAACAUCGUGAGAUGCCCAAUUGCACGGAUAUGUGCUACCAUUCUAAGUAUCGCAGCAUAGACGGUACUUGCAACAAUCUGAUGCAUCAAACAUGGGGCGCUUCUUUAACCGCUUUUCGACGCAUUUCAAAGCCAAUUUAUGAAAAUGGAUUCAGUAUGCCAAUUGGGUGGAUGAAAAAUAAAACAUAUGCGGGAUAUCCGAAACCAAGUUCGCGCUUAAUAUCGACUACUCUAAUAUCCACAAAAGAAAUUACUCCUGACGAUAGAAUUACACAUAUGGUCAUGCAAUGGGGACAGUUUCUGGAUCAUGAUUUAGAUCAUGCAAUUCCAUCCGUCAGCUCCGAGAGUUGGGAUGGUAUUGAUUGUAAGAAAACUUGUGAGUUUGCACCGCCCUGCUAUCCAAUCGAAGUGCCACCAAACGAUCCACGCGUCAAAAAUCGACGUUGUAUAGAUGUUGUACGUUCCAGUGGAAUCUGUGGUUCUGGAAUGACAUCAGUAUUUUUUGAUAGUAUACAACAUAGAGAACAAAUUAAUCAACUUACGUCUUAUAUAGAUGCAUCUCAAGUUUACGGUUUCAGCUAUGCUUUUUCACAAGAACUUCGUAAUCUAACUACUGAUGACGGACUGUUACGAGUAGGUGUGCAUUUUCCAAAUCAACGUGACAUGCUACCAUUUGCCGCUCCACAAGAUGGAAUGGACUGUCGUCGCAAUCUGGACGAGAACACAAUGAAUUGCUUUGUAGCAGGUGAUAUACGUGUUAACGAACAAGUAGGUUUGUUGGCCAUGCAUACUAUUUGGAUGCGUGAACAUAACCGUAUUGCUGUAAAAUUACGUGAUAUUAAUCCGCAUUGGGACGGUGACACUCUUUUCCAGGAGGCACGCAAAAUAGUUGGCGCUCAAAUGCAACAUAUUACAUAUAAGCAUUGGUUGCCACUUAUAGUGGGACAGAGCGGUAUGAGUAUGCUUGGUGAGUAUCGCGGAUAUAACCCAAAUGUGAAUCCGACAAUUGCCAAUGAAUUUGCGACUGCAGCGUUACGAUUUGGACACACAAUCAUUAACCCAAUACUUGAACGUUUAAACUCCACAUACCAACCGAUACAAGAGGGCCAUUUAUUAUUACAUAAAGCCUUCUUUGCACCAUGGAGACUCGCUUAUGAGGGCGGUGUAGAUCCUUUGAUGCGUGGUAUGUUUGCUGUGCCUGCUAAAUUAAAAACUCCCGAUCAAAAUUUAAAUACGGAACUGACAGAAAAGCUUUUCCAAACUGCACAUGCAGUUGCUUUAGACUUGGCUGCUAUUAACAUACAACGUGGCCGAGAUCAUGGUAUUCCAGGCUAUAACGUUUAUCGCAAAUUUUGUAAUUUAACUGAAGCAAAAACAUUCGAAGACUUACGACUUGAAAUUAGUGAUGCUGAAACUCGUAGAAAACUAGAAAAGCUUUAUGGACAUCCAGAUAAUAUCGAUGUUUGGGUUGGUGGUGUUUUAGAAGACCAGGUUCAAGGAGGCAAAGUGGGACCUCUCUUCCAAUGCUUAUUAGUUGAACAAUUUCGACGUUUACGCGACGGAGAUCGCUUCUACUAUGAAAAUCCAACAGUUUUCUUACCGGAACAAUUACAGCAAAUAAAACAAGGCAGCCUAGCACGUGUACUUUGCGACAGUGGUGAUAAAAUUGAAGAAAUAAAUGAAGAUGUUUUUAUAUUGCCAAAACAUCAAAACGGUUUUAUGAAAUGCCAGGAUGUAAAUGGUAUUAAUUUAUACUUUUGGCAAGAUUGUGGAAGUUGUAGUAGCUUACCUCCUUUAUUAAAUAGUUAUGUGCCACAAACUUAUGAAAAAUAUACGCGUAGAAAAAGGGAAGUACUUGCCGAAGAAGAAAUACAGAUACCACCGAUGAUCAACAAUCAUCUGGAAACCUUAAUAGAUAACAACGAAGAACGUGUCAGUGGUAUUGAAGACAUCAUAAGUAGUUUCCAAAGAGAACUCAAAAAACUACAUAAAAAGCUUAAAAAACUUGAGAACCAAUACAACAAUGACGGCAGUACCGACGACAACGUAAGCUAUAUGCUCAAACCAAGAAGAAACUAUUGUACUGAACAAAAUGGAACUACACGCCUCAACAAUGAAGUAUGGACUCCUGAUUACUGUACCAAAUGUGAAUGCAGACACGCACAAAUUACUUGCACUCGCGAAAAAUGUGGAGAUGUCGUGUGCGAAAGUGGAGUGGUUCCAAUAACGUUUCCAGAUGCUUGUUGUCCACACUGUCCAAAACUAGUUCAAGGAAAUGAGUUAAAAAGACCUUAAAUAACGAUAGCACAAAAGUAUACGUGUAACAUAAAAUCAAACAUGAAAACUGAAAACUGAAAACUUACUCAAUGCUAAGACAAAUCUAAUUCAAUAGCAAACAACAAACAAUCAAACAUACAAUUUGCUUCUUAUUAUAAAAAAUCAAACAUAAAUUAGAAGGCUAAUUGAAACUUGAAUAGUUUAUUUGCAUUCAUUAGGUCAAAAUCUUACCAAAAAUAUAAUGUCCGAGACUGUAAACACCAACAAUAUAUACAUGAAAGUGCUAACAUACAACAUCUACAACGACAAUUAAAUUUGUACCUAUUUACUUAACUGUUUUUUUAUCUUAUCACCGUUGCCAUUUAGCAUAAAUAAAGCUUUACUCCUAAUCUAUAAAAAACUUAGUUAUUAAUCUCCAGCACUUAAACCAAAAAAAAACAUACUAACUCACAUGUCAAAACCAAUAUUACCAAAGUAGCAGUCAAAAAAUAA